Molecule: messenger RNA, 486 nt
Organism: Australozyma saopauloensis
Lineage: Eukaryota; Fungi; Ascomycota; Pichiomycetes; Serinales; Metschnikowiaceae
Exons: 1
Coding region: 1-486 (161 amino acids)
Source: RefSeq, a predicted model, not a curated record
AUGUCUGAGACACCUGCAUUAUCGCUCAAAGAGCGCCUCGAAAAUGCUAGGAAGAAGUACGAGGAAAUCAAGAGUAGAAGAUCAACCCCAUUGUCCCUACAUACCUCCUCCAUUGCGCCUGGAAGCGAUGAAUCAACGUCAGUGGUGUCAGAACAACUCCGGACUGAAAACGAGGACUUAAAGAGCCAAAUCAAAGAACUCAAUAGUACAGUUGAACAACAAAAGGCAACCAUUAAGAAACUCCGUAAUGAAGCCACAGAGCUCAAGCUCGAUCGGAUGGAUUUAGAGGAACGGAUUGGUGAACUAGAGGAGGAAGUAAAGUCUCUACAGCCGCAACAGAAAGCACAAGGAUUCAAGGAUACGAGCAUUCAAUUGCUGGAGCUGAAGCCGAAAGCAGUGGUCGAUUUCAAAGACCAGAUCAUGAAGUGGAAGGACUGGCAGGUGGAUAUGCGUACGUGGAAUACAGCCACUCGAGCUGAGGUCUAG